CCAUUUUGGGAAUUAUUUUGACAGACGCGAUCUCAUUUUUUUUUUCUUUUGGUGGAGAUCAAAAAAGUUAUCAGAAAUAUAUUUCAUCUAUCAGUUGUUGAAUUUUUUCGAUAUAUAUAGCUAUGACAGUUGAUAUUAUAUGGAGAAAGAUACCUCUUAGAGAGGUGGAACUUAGUUUAGCGAAAGUAUUAAGAUGUGGUCAAACCUUCAGAUGGAAAAACGUUAAUAAUGUAUGGUCUUUCGCUAUAAAAGAUAGAAUCAUCUUACUUAAACAAUAUGAAGAAUCGAUUGAAUAUUCCCAUAUAUUAAAAGAAGAUCAUGAGGAGGAUGAGAAACCAAGACAUGUGUUGGAGAAGGAAACUUAUACUUUCAUUCAUGAUUAUUUCAAUUUAGAUAUCAAUAUUGAAAAUCUCUAUAAGAGUUGGAUUAAAUAUCAUGAACCAUUUUCUAAAAAAUCAAAAAUUAGUGCAUUUACAGAAUUCACUGGGAUAAGGAUUAUCAGACAAGAUCCAUGGGAAUGUCUUAUAAGUUUCAUAUGUUCAUCUAAUAACAAUGUGAAAAGGAUUUCUAAAAUGUGUGAUAAUUUAUGUUCGGAAUUUGGAGAUUAUAUCAAUGAAUAUAAUGGGAUAAAAUAUUAUUCAUUCCCUAGUGCUCAUAAAUUAGCUCAAGAUUCUAAAACUGAACAAAAGUUAAGAGAUUUAGGAUUUGGGUAUAGAGCUAAAUAUAUUUAUGAUACUGCUAAAAAGUUAACUGAUGAUUCAAAAUUCCCAGAUUUAACCAUCGAUAAACUUAAUGAAUUACGACAAUUAGAUUAUGAAACGAGUCAUGAUUUUCUUUUACAAUUGACAGGAGUAGGACCUAAAGUGGCUGAUUGUAUAUGUCUUAUGGCGUUAGAUAAACAUGAUGUUGUCCCGGUUGAUACUCAUGUUUAUCAGAUUGCCAUUAGAGAUUAUAAAUUCAAAGGUAAAAAGGAUUUGAAAACAAUGAAUAAAGUAACUUAUGGUGCUAUUGGAGAGUUUUUCAAACAAUUAUAUGGCCCCUAUGCCGGUUGGGCACAAUCAGUGUUAUUUGCAUCUGAUUUGAAUGAUCUUAAAAAUGGGACAAAUAUUGUAGAUACAGUAGAGGUGAAAAAGGAAGUUAAGAUUGAAAAUGAAACAUCUAGGAAAAGAAUAAAGUUAGAGUAAGUAGAAGAUAUGAAGACGUUUUAUAGAUAUUGAAGAUUAAUGGAUUGAUAUUUUUAAUAAUAAUUUGUACUAAAUUUGGCGUAAAAAGAUAAGAAAAUAUUUGAAAUUGGUAACAUUGAAAUAGUUCAGAAUCAUAAGUCGAUCAACUAUCUUCUACCAAGACCAUUGACCAUUCACUAAAUAAAAACUCCUACUCAUCAUAUCAUUUACUAUCAAUAUAAUCUUUAUCAAUAUUUCUAGAAUUAACCUCAAUCCAACAAAUUUGCAGCAUUUCUAAAGAUUUGUUCCAUUCGCUUCUAUGGCAGACAG
Scheffersomyces coipomensis is the source of this 1493-nucleotide messenger RNA. RefSeq names its product 8-oxoguanine glycosylase (gene OGG1). The coding region runs from base 123 to 1184 and encodes 353 amino acids. The record is from RefSeq and is a predicted model, not a curated record. Gene Ontology annotation, molecular function: 8-oxo-7,8-dihydroguanine DNA N-glycosylase activity; damaged DNA binding. The transcript has a single exon. Gene Ontology annotation, cellular component: nucleus. Lineage: Eukaryota; Fungi; Ascomycota; Pichiomycetes; Serinales; Debaryomycetaceae. Gene Ontology annotation, biological process: nucleotide-excision repair; base-excision repair, AP site formation; base-excision repair.